This is a messenger RNA of Lasiodiplodia theobromae, 1854 nucleotides long. RefSeq names its product Glycosyltransferase family 34. The record is from RefSeq and is a predicted model, not a curated record. Lineage: Eukaryota; Fungi; Ascomycota; Dothideomycetes; Botryosphaeriales; Botryosphaeriaceae. The transcript has a single exon. Bases 1 to 1854 code for a protein of 617 amino acids.
AUGCGCGGAGUUACGGCGCUUGGCGGCCGCGGCGUCAGAGUCGUUGUGCUUAGCAUGUUUGCAAUCGCCCUCAUCUACAUCGUUGGCAAUUCGGUCGAAAAACGAGCCCCGUAUGCACUCGGAGUGUCUGAGACAGGGUUCUACCCCACCCCCGACUUCGAUGCACAACCGCCCGAUGAAUUCGUUUCCCCGGAGGUCACCACCCUGAGUGAUGAAGAGCAUCCGGCGAGCGCGAAAUGGCACUACGAGGCCAUGUCGAAGAUCAAGCACAAGAUCGGAGCAUGGCUUCCGAUGGACAAAGUGUACGGCAUGUACGGUGCCAUGCGUCGUCCACCGUGGAUGGAUCACGGCGACAAGAGCACGGGGACUCCAAACUACAACCACGCCCCAUCUCCCUCGAAGGACGGACCGAAACAAGAACGUAACGUCGUCGUCGGGAAAGUGUCAAUCCUCGACGAUCCCAAGAACGAGUACAUUGACCGGGCCGUCAAAACCCACACCGUCCACGACAAACGCCAUGGCUACCAGCACUACAUCAUGAAUGAGUCACUGUCCUCUUCCUCGGCCGAAAAUUUCGCGGGGCAGGUGCUCUCAGCCCUCCAGGAAGAGCAAGGCAAGCCGCAGCCCGAGCGACUCGAGUGGCUCUACCAUUUCCCAGCCACAUCCAUCAUCCUCAACUCCAACGUGCCGCUGGAGCUCUUCCUCCCGCCGACCAAGAACAACAAGACCUUCGACGCGACGUACCUCGUCUACGCUGGCCCCAUGCACCCAACCUCUCCGUCUCCGGACCUCUCCCGCACCGUCUUCGCCACUAAGGUGAACCAGUGGAGCGUCGACCUGUUUACAACGCUUGUCGCCCGCACCAAAUCCGCUUCCGGCAAGCAACCAUCAUCCCCCCACAGCAACGUCAUCACCAUCUCGUCGCUCCUGAACCUUCCCUCGGAGCUCUCGCCGCAACAACACGCCCUCGCCUUGCCGCCCCACUGGCUCAACGCCUGGCCCUCCGACACCGACUCCGACGAGAACGCCGACGACGACUACGACAGCUCGCUGUUCACGACGCACCAGGUCCGCCGCGGCUCCUUCGCCCUCGACCUACCUCUACCAGACAACUCGACGGGGACGACGACGCCCAGCAGCCCCUCCCGGAAACCCAUCUCGUCCUUUUCUCUGAACCGCGUCCACGACGAGGAGGACGACGACGACGGUAGCGAUGACGACGCGGCGCAGCGCCGCUUCGAGCAGUGGCUCGUCCGGGCCGAGUCGCGCACGCCGCGCUGGGAAGCCCCGCUGAAGGAGACGUGGUACGCCGACCAGACGAAGGCCUUCUGGGACGAGGGAGGCGGUGCCGCCGGCGCCCGCCUGCUGCCCUCGACGCCGUCCUCGGCCUUCUCGUCGCUGUCGAACUGGUGGCUACGGCCGUCCCAGGUGUCGCCAAAGCCGGCGGUUGUGGUGUCCAGUUUCCCGUCUGCUUCGUCCUCCCUUGCCGCUGCGACACCGAGCGACGUCUUGGCAGGAGAAUACAGCGGUGCCGGCCGCGGCAGUGGUAGCAGCAGCGGUGGCACCAGUGGCAUCAGUGGCAGCAGCAGCAGCAGUUGGAAGGCGGUGGCGGAGCUGAAGGAAGAAGCGCUCACGCUGGUACGCGAGAUGGAGGCCAGCGUGCACAACUCGCGGCAGCAGGUCAGCGAGGAGGUGCGGCGCACGACCGAGAGCCGGUGUGGGCGGGCGCGGAAGGCUUUGUCUGAUGUGGAAAUGGAGUACCGCGAAGGGCAUGACGGGGAGUCUCAGGCCCAGGCGGCAAAGGAGAAACUGCAGGCUGUGAUUGCUGCAUUGAAAAAGGUGAGGCUCUUUUGA